Molecule: messenger RNA, 1317 nt
Organism: Puma concolor (puma)
Lineage: Eukaryota; Metazoa; Chordata; Mammalia; Carnivora; Felidae
Source: RefSeq, a predicted model, not a curated record
AUGGGGCAGGCUGGUCCUGUCCCCACCUGCCCAGCGCCCACAGUCCCAGCCUCAGCCACAGCCAGGGUGGCUUGCCAGACUGAGGGGGACCAGCAGGGUUUUGGCAGCAAGGAGGUGGUGGCCUUCGCCUCUCUCUUCUUCAUCCUGGUCUCCAUCACCACCUUCUGUCUGGAGACCCACGAGGCCUUCAACAUUGACCGCAACGUGACAGAGAUCCACCGAGUGGGGAACACGACCAGCGUGCACUUCCGGCGGGAGGUGGAGACAGAGCCCAUCCUGACCUACAUCGAGGGCGUGUGUGUGCUGUGGUUUACACUGGAGUUCCUGGUGCGCAUCGUGUGCUGCCCUGACACGCUAGACUUCGUCAAGAACCUGCUCAACAUCAUCGACUUCGUGGCCAUCCUGCCCUUCUACCUGGAGGUGGGGCUGAGCGGCCUGUCCUCCAAGGCAGCCCGAGACGUGCUGGGCUUCCUGCGCGUCGUGCGCUUCGUGCGCAUCCUGCGCAUCUUCAAGCUCACACGCCACUUCGUGGGGCUGCGCGUGCUGGGCCACACCCUGCGUGCCAGCACCAAUGAAUUCCUCCUGCUCAUCAUCUUCCUGGCCCUGGGCGUGCUUAUCUUCGCCACCAUGAUCUACUAUGCCGAGCGCAUUGGCGCCAGGCCCUCCGACCCACGGGGCAACGACCACACCGACUUCAAGAACAUCCCCAUUGGCUUCUGGUGGGCGGUGGUCACCAUGACGACGCUGGGCUAUGGGGACAUGUACCCCAAGACGUGGUCGGGCAUGCUGGUGGGGGCGCUGUGUGCACUGGCUGGCGUGCUCACCAUCGCCAUGCCCGUGCCGGUCAUCGUCAACAACUUCGGCAUGUACUACUCCCUGGCCAUGGCCAAGCAGAAGCUGCCUAAAAAAAGAAAGAAGCACGUGCCCCGGCCACCCCAGCUUGAGUCACCCAUUUACUGCAAGUCUGAGGAGACCUCGCCCCGGGACAGCACCUACAGUGAUACCAGCCCCCCUGCCCCAGAAGAGGGUAUGGUUGAGAGGAAACGGGCAGACUCCAAGCAGAACGGCGAUGCCAAUGCGGUGCUGUCCGAUGAGGAGGGAGCUGGCCUCACCCAGCCCCUGGCCUCUGCCCCCACCCCUGAGGAGCGCCGGGCCCUGCGACGCUCUGGCCCCCGAGACAAAAACAAGAAGGCAGCCGCCUGUUUCCUGCUCAGCGCCGGGGACUAUGCCUGUGCCGAUGGUAGUGUCCGGAAAGAGACCUGCCAAGACGCCCUCUCGCCCAGCUAUGCCCAGGCUGAAGUCCUCACCCUCUCUUAA